AUGAAGCAAAACCCUAUUCUUAUACCAGAAAUAAGCCGUAUCCUAUGCUCAUUUGUCGACACCAAAGAUUUACUCAACCUGGCACUCACUUGCAGAGCAAUCUACCACACGUCUUGCUUUGGAUUAUGGAACACACUCAACCCCAAAUCACACCGCAUUCUACGAAAAAUCAAAAACACAUUGGACCACACCUCCACCUACAACAAGUAUGUCUGGAAAUUCUGCCUGUCGUCAAAGCAGGACAUUCAUCAUCUGGAGCGCUUCUUUUUUGAUCACUUUUUGUUUCCCAACCUCAGGGAGCUCAAGUUUUCAAAUGCUGCUGCUCAAGAUCACAUCUUGUAUCCAAUGAUUGCCUCUGCUCAAAAAUCGCUUUCAUCGUUGAAUCUGUCGAAAUGCUACUGUCUCUCCACCGCCGUCAUCAAGCCACUGCUGAGCAUGUCACCACAUCAAUUGGAGUCGUUGGUCCUGUACGGGUGUGGAAAACUGGACGCACAGGUGCUGGUCGAGAUUAUCCAUCGUCAUUGCCAUACAUUGAAACGUUUGAGGCUUACCGAUGUGAAUGAUGCUAUCAUGGACGCCAUCCAGCACUGCAAAAAGCUGAAUGACUUGGGGCUGGAACAUUGCAGUGACAUUACAUUAUCCAGUGCAUCCUUGACCCGAUUCUUUGCAUCCUUGUCAAAAAAUCAGGUACAACUCACGCAUCUCCGUUUUCGUGAUAUCGACAGUCUGACAUGUCAGCAUUUACAAGUCAUUGCCAAAUCUCCCAGUCGAGCAUCACUUGUCCGCUUUGAUAUGAGUGAAUGCAAUCGCAUCAAUGCAGAGGGUAUCUCCUGGCUGGCAACGGAAUGCAUUCAUCUGCGCACACUAUUAUUGGCUUAUCAAGAAGGGGUGACGAAUCAAGCUAUACAGUUGUUCAUCCAAAACUGCCAUCAACUAAAGCACGUGGAUGUCUCUGGCUGCCGACUUCUGACCGAUCAUGCGUUCUUUCCUCUUCUUGACGCUAUAGAUGAUAACCUGAUGAAAAUUACUCUUGAAACACUCAAUGUCAGUGGGUUGGAUCUACUGUCACCUUCCUUGAUACACCAAUUACUCUCCAAGAUCAGCUCAUUGCAAGAACUGUGCUUGGGCGUGACCUACGAUCUGGAUGAGGCUGAUCAUAUUUUGCACAGCAUCAAUCACCAUGACAACCAGCAUCGAUAUUACAUGGAUACAGAGAAAUUUUAUACGAUUUGUAAAUUACCAUUCAACAAGACACCGCCUAUGGAUAGCGGUAAAAAGAGGUCUAAUUUAUACCUUCAUUCACAACAUCACCACCCAUUAGACGAGAUCGACGAUCAAGACAUAGAACAUACAACGCUACCUUCUCCAUCGACUUGGAACAUACCUUUAUUGUAG
This is a messenger RNA of Mucor velutinosus, 1395 nucleotides long. Its product is annotated as Eukaryotic translation initiation factor 2A (eIF-2A). The record is from RefSeq and is a predicted model, not a curated record. Bases 1 to 1395 code for a protein of 464 amino acids. NCBI's taxonomy places the organism in Eukaryota, Fungi, Mucoromycota, Mucoromycetes, Mucorales, Mucoraceae. Gene Ontology annotation, cellular component: cytoplasm. The transcript is spliced from 2 exons.